This is a messenger RNA of Dioszegia hungarica, 3165 nucleotides long. RefSeq lists its product as uncharacterized. The transcript has 14 exons. Gene Ontology annotation, cellular component: exocyst. NCBI's taxonomy places the organism in Eukaryota, Fungi, Basidiomycota, Tremellomycetes, Tremellales, Bulleribasidiaceae. Bases 1 to 3165 code for a protein of 1054 amino acids. The record is from RefSeq and is a predicted model, not a curated record. Gene Ontology annotation, biological process: Golgi to plasma membrane transport; exocytosis.
AUGACGCAAGACCUUCGCCGGCCUUCCGCAAAUUCCGUCGACUAUGGUUCGCCCAUCGCUUCACCUGCUCAGGCAUCGCCAAAUACCGCCAUGUUCUCAGAUCCCUUCGCAGCGGACCGCAAUCAGCGGAGCCAACUGCGGCAGCAGACCUCAGAGGCCAAGCAGGCAGCGACCAUGAUCCCUGCGCCGAGCGGAGACAAGCUGCGGAACGCAGUUGGCGCAUUCAUGGCGGCCGGAAGGCAAAAGGAGGUCCAGAGACCGCCCCGGCACGCUCGACCCCCCAUGCAGGAAACGUGGGACCUGGAGACGCCAGACGGGAGCGAGUUUGGCGACAUUGAUGUGGUCCUACGCAAAAUCAAAAAGGAUUGGCCAUUCAUCCUGGAAUCAGACUUUUCCCCCUCUACCCUCGCCCUGUCGCUGCUCUCCCAAUCUUCGAAUCAUCCUCCCAUAUCCUCCUUCCUCCGCCUCAACGAAGCUCUCUCCUCCGCUCUCCAAGCCGCCGUACAGGCCCAUUUCCAAACCUUUGCGGCGUCGCUACCCGGGCACGCAACCUUCCUCACUACCCUCGGUCGGGCACAGGAGCAAGUGCGGAGGUCAAAAGCAGAGUUGACGGAGGCGAGGGACGGCUUUGCUGGCAAGGGCAAGGGGGAACUGGCGGGGGUGAGAGCACGCGAGCGGAUGCAAGUCCCGGAUCGCCUCGAAUCCCUCAUCGGGGACAAGCGAUUCCUCGAAGCCGCUGCGCUCCUCGUGCGCAGUCUCAAGACCAUCAACCGCUCGGAUGUCCAAGAGCUCGGCGCUCUCUCAGAACUGCGGAGCUACUUUCGAUCUCAAGAAACAACUCUUACCGAUAUCCUCGUCGACGAACUGCACAAUCACAUCUACCUCAAAACCUUUUAUAGCGACUCUCGCUGGCAGCCCUACACACCCGGACAGCAGGAUCUUGCCGAAUUCAAGGACGACGUCCCAUCCCGCCUAUCCGACUCGCAUGACUCGGCUUGGUCGCGCUAUAUCGCAGGCCUCCAGCCUAACCAGGCUCCGGCGCGCCAGGGGCUGACCGGCUCCGCGUCGCUCGCUUCAAUCGCGAAUGAGGAGCCGCACAGUCCCGAAGUUGAAUCUUUCAGCUAUAUCGAGACGGUCUUGGAGGCGUUAGCGGUGAUGGGGCGAUUAGGCGUCGCGAUGGACCGCAUGGUACAGAGGGCAAGCGGAGAGAUCCACACCCUGGUCGACACAACGCUAGACGAGGUGGAUAGCCGAGUCGAGCUGCGGCGGGAGGAAGCAGUCAAUGCCAACACCAAACCUUCCAAUCUCGUCGGCACGACCAUACUCGCCUUGUCGUUAGACGUCGUCGGCCCACCGCAUCACGCCGCCAUCCUCAGAGAUCUUUUCUGGACCCUCUACUCCAAGUUGGUGGCGGUUUUGGAAGGCCACCGUGUCACCUAUGAGAUCGCUCGAGGGAUCUCAGCCCGCCGAGAGUUCCGCGACGUAACGCUCAAAGGGUCCGCCACGCUUCGCAUACCCGUGGUGGAGAUCUACAAGCCAAUGCAGGCCGAGGUACGGACCAUGCUACGUAAUUACCUCGCGGACGAUGGGUCUGUAACAGAGACUCUCCAGUACAUGUCGCUGAACGAAAUCAUCCGAGAUGGUAAAUUGGCCAGGGACAAGCAAAGGCAACUGUUCAAAUUCUCCAACACCGACACCAGGACGCACGGGCAGGACUUUGACUCUCUGCAGCAAGUCCUGAAAACCUCGGUCCCGGGACUGGUCGCUCUGCACGAAGCUACCCCAGAGUCUAGCGAAGAAUCCGCGAAGCAUCGCAACCUCAUCCCGCCCAACGCAUUCAACGUCUCCACCCUCUUCCAGCCUACCCUGGCGUUUAUCGAACGCGCCGAACACAUCAUCCCCCCCGGUUUCCAAGACGAAAUCGGCUCGUUCAGCACUGUACUCGAAGACUUUGUCGUCAAGGUCUUUUUACCACAACUCGACGAGCGGGUCACUGCGUCUUUCCAGCAGGCAGUCUCCGGAUACGACGCCUACCAGAUCGAUCGGCGCCUCCCAGUACCAUUGCCACCGCUUAAAUCCAGCUCCCGAGUCAUGUCGCUCAUACAUCACCUCUGCGUCAUGCUGCAGACCACCCCCUUCCACCGGGAGAACUACAGUCGACUGAUCGUAGGGGUCAUCGUCCAGUACUAUCAGCAGUGCAGCGGGCGCUUCAAGGGUAAGCUCCGAUCUGACGUCGCUAAUGUAGAACUCGCAUCAUUACGAGAUGCCUCCUUGUCCUCGCCAGCGACCUGGGCUCAGCGCGAAGAUGUCAUACAACUCCUGUCGGAAGUGCAGGCGGUCAUUCCCUCCGACAAGCACGAACUUGGCCUACUCUGCCUACGAGAGAUCAAGCUCGGUCUGGAUAUGGACAAGCCACUACACGAAACAGAGCUCAUCAGCUCGCCUCGCAAGGUGGAAGCGUUGGGGCAUCUCGCCGAAAGCUUGCGCUGGUUCAUCGACUCGCUUCUCGACAUCGAAGCAGAAGACGGUCAAACUACUGCCAUGGAUGACGGACCCAAGUUGCCGCUUACUCGAGCCAUGAUGCAACGUUUCGAUGCCAUCAUCCAGACCUAUGAGCAACUCGCAGAGAUGGUGCUCAAUACGAUCCGCCUCGAAGUCCGCGGUCGAGUCAUCUGCAACUUGGGCGCAGCUAUGCGAAGCGGCGAUUAUGAUCUCGCCAGCGAAGCGCUCGAACUCGAUCCAGAUGUCGUUGACUUGAACUCCAGCCUAAUUGAGCUCGAGGAGAUUACCGGUCGUACCCUCUCCAAAGAAGAUAGGAGCUUCAUCUUCCGCGGCCUUAGCUACCUCGUCGAUCACCUCUUCAUCCACUGGGCUCGCUUGAUCAAAAUUGUCAGUGCGGCCGGCGUGGAAAAGAUCAAGCGCAACAUAUUCUCGGUGCAGCAAUGCCUGACUGGCAUUGACGGAGGGGACGAAGUUCUCGCUCGAUCUUUGACGUACUGGGAUCUGUGGCAGCGCGGACCCAAGGCAAAGGGAACACCAAUGUUCUCGUUCGACGACUACAAGGUCAUGCUUGAACUGCAGUGCAAGGAAUCAUCUUCGGAACUCAACUCGUAUCUCAUCGAUCUUCAUGCUCUGGCAAUGUCUAUCGAAGGAUGGGAAGUCUAG